Molecule: messenger RNA, 1501 nt
Organism: Musa acuminata subsp. malaccensis (wild Malaysian banana)
Lineage: Eukaryota; Viridiplantae; Streptophyta; Magnoliopsida; Zingiberales; Musaceae
Product: GDP-mannose 4,6 dehydratase 1-like
Biological process (GO): GDP-mannose metabolic process
Cellular component (GO): cytoplasm
Molecular function (GO): GDP-mannose 4,6-dehydratase activity
Source: RefSeq, a predicted model, not a curated record
UAUUAUUAGCAUUAUUUCCUAUAUAUUGCCUCUCCCCUCGCCAGAUCUACAAGGCCACCAGUCGGUCGACCAAAUCACUGCAUCUGCCACAAUGUCGUCCUACGGAUCCAACACCGGCGUCGACAAGAAAGAGGAGAACGGCAACGGGGAGGCGCCGCAGCCUCCGUCGCCGACCCAGAUCGGGGGUGGGGUGGUUCCGCGCCCCGUGCCGGGAGACCAGCGUAAGGUGGCCCUGGUCACGGGCAUCACCGGGCAGGAUGGGUCGUACCUGACGGAGUUCCUGUUGGGGAAGGGGUACGAGGUGCACGGCCUCAUCCGGCGGUCCUCCAACUUCAACACCGCCCGCCUGGAACAUCUGUACGUCGACCCCCACAACGCCGCCAAGGCCCGCAUGAAGCUCCACUACGCCGACCUCUCCGACGCCUCUUCCCUCCGCCGCUGGGUCGACGCCCUGCUCCCCGACGAGGUCUACAACCUCGCUGCCCAGUCCCACGUCGCCGUCUCUUUCGAGAUCCCCGACUACACCGCCGACGUCGUCGGCACCGGCGCCCUCCGCCUGCUGGAGGCCGUCCGUUGCGCCCCCAAGCCCAUCCGCUACUACCAGGCCGGUUCCUCCGAGAUGUUCGGCUCCACGCCGCCGCCCCAGUCGGAGUCCUCCCCAUUCCACCCCCGCUCCCCCUACGCCGCCGCCAAGGUCGCCGCCCACUGGUACACCGUCAACUACCGCGAGGCCUACGGCCUCUUCGCCUGCAACGGCAUCCUCUUCAACCACGAGAGCCCCCGCCGCGGCGAGAACUUCGUCACCCGCAAGAUCACCCGCGCCUUGGGCCGCAUCCGCCUCGGUCUCCAGACCAAGGUCUACCUCGGCAACCUCUCGGCCGCCCGCGACUGGGGCUUCGCCGGCGACUACGUCGAGGCCAUGUGGAUGAUGCUGCAGCAGGACGAGCCCGGGGACUACGUGGUGGCCACGGAGGAGUCCCACACCGUGGAGGAGUUCCUUCAGGCCGCCUUCGGCCACGUGGGCCUGGACUGGAAGGACCACGUCGUGAUCGAUCCCAAGUACUUCCGCCCCGCCGAGGUCGACAGCCUCAAGGGCGACUCCACCAAGGCUAGGAAGGCGCUCGGGUGGAAGCCCAAGGUCGGGUUCCAGGACCUGGUGAAGAUGAUGGUGGACCACGAUCUGGAGAUCGCCAAGAGGGAGAAGGUGCUGGUGGACGCCGGAUACAUCGACGCCCAGCAGCAGCCCUAGAAGGUGGGAGUCCUAAAACCUCCGCCCCCCUCGCUUCCUCCAUCGUCCACAUUACGAUAUAAAUUUCUUAGUUUGCUUUAAGCUUCUGUUCUGCUGGUGCUUCCAUCAAACACAAAACUUGUUUCUUUCUACGCCUUAAACGAGUCACAGAAUAUUGUUAUCUGAUCAGAUUCCCAAUAAGAUAAAAAAAUGGAUCUCAAAUCUGCACAUCAUUACCUCAAUCUUCCAAGGCUGGAAAUGUUACUACUUUUC